Zychaea mexicana is the source of this 3616-nucleotide messenger RNA. RefSeq lists its product as uncharacterized. The record is from RefSeq and is a predicted model, not a curated record. The transcript is spliced from 2 exons. NCBI's taxonomy places the organism in Eukaryota, Fungi, Mucoromycota, Mucoromycetes, Mucorales, Lichtheimiaceae. Gene Ontology annotation, molecular function: nucleic acid binding; zinc ion binding. Bases 72 to 3488 code for a protein of 1138 amino acids.
UCGCAUGAUGAAAGAAAGAGAUUUUUCUUUGUGCUGUCCUCUUUCUUCUUGACAAGUGCUUGCAAGGGACCAUGGAGACACCCAUUGAAGUUCUGCGGAUCGAACACAGCGCCAUAUCCAAAGAGCUGAGUCGCUUCAGAGCCUGCGACAGCGAAACCCGAUGCUUCUACUGCCGCGAAUGGUCACAAUACGUCUACAAGAAGCAUUUCGUGUGGAGCGCCAAAACGCAGGAAGAUGUCAGCCAAGAUGAUCCUGAGAAGCUCUUGGCCGGCAGAUAUCAAGUAAACCUGCUCAAUGGAACAACGCCGGCAAAACAAAAGGAACGAUCGCCCAAAUUAUCAGAACGAUUCGAAAAACUCCUGGAAACACAAUCGGAAUCCAGCAGCGAUGCAACAUUGACCGAGGACAUCAUUUCAGCGUGUGCACUGUGGCAGACUUUGCCUAGCAGCCUAUCCGGCCUACCGUCGAUAUUCGAAUCGGUUCAAUUCAAUCCGUAUCCAGACGCUAUACCCUUAGCCGACGACCCCAAAGAGCCAGCACACUUGCUCGAUCCACUCAUCAUCGAGCGCCAAACGCUGUGCUUGCCUGCAGAAGGUUUUCACUUGUUGAAAAAUCUCACGGGUGAUAUUUUAAUGUCACAUACUCAACCAACAUGCAACCAUACACGGCCCGAGUCGCGCUCACCAGCGGAUCUCGAGAUUGAUCGGACGAUAUACAACGAAAAGCUGGAUCAGGUGACAAAGGGAGCCAUGAAGGAUCUGGAGCACGCAUUAGAUCAUUCGUGGCGACACCUCACCGAGUUCUUGCAACGGCUGUUAGAGUUGGAAAAGGAGCGCAAUAUCCUGAUGGGAAGACGGUCGAAAGACAGCGUGGAUCAAUUUGCAGAAAAGCAAAAGAUGCCGACGUUUCAGGACUAUUGGGAGGAAAAGACGACCGAGUUUAAAAAGAAAAAGAUGGAUGUCAAGACAGUGGAUACGGCAUUGACGACGUACUUUGAUCGCCUCUCGCACUGUGCAGAAGAGUUCCAGACCGAUUUUGCCAUCACGCGUCUGGCAGCGUUGCGUCGACUUAUACAGAAGCUGUGGGAUCUGGUUGUACCGACGAUCCAAAAGAUGGCCGAUCGCAUGGCGUCGCACGAACAGCAGGACGAGCGUCACAUGGAAAACUGCAAAGCAGUUUCGGCAUCCCUCCGUGGAUUGCAUCCAGCCGAUGACGUUGAUGUGGCAGUGAAGCGGAUACAGAGCGAGAUGGAUGGCCGCGUCAAGGAAUUCAAGCAGGACAUUGCAGCGGUUCUACACAUGUACAAAGAGGAGACGAAAACGAGUGUGUCUGCCAGAUUGGACAAGGUGGCCCAAAAGGAUUUCAAGCGCAAGCUGAAACGGGCAGAGAAUGGAUACCACUCGUUACGUCAAUAUUUCAAAUACGAGGUGACGCAAAAGAUAUUUCCAGAGCCACUUUUUUGCAAAUUCUGUCUCGUAUGCAUCGAAGCAUUGAUGCAGGAAGGCGAGGUGAUGGAGGCUGUAACGAUCGAAAAGGAGGUGAAACGGUUUUUAGAGUCUCACAAGGAUCUGGUGCGGCAACGGCAGCAGCUGUUGAAUGAGUUUGAAGAUGGCGUGCAAGUAGGGCGUCGCGAGCUUGCCGGUGUGCUUGGUAAGCUUUUCCUAAAGGAAGGAAUGCGGAUACAGGGUGAAAACCUCGCGUUGAAGCGGCAAAACUCGCUGCUGAAAUCAAUUGGCAUGAGUGGCCAGACGGAAGGGUCGCCAGCACCGACGACGCCCUCUAAUAAAAAGAAGAAGAACAAAAAGAAGAAGAAAAAGGCAGCGGCAACGAGUGCAACAUCUAGUACUGUUGGUGUCAGUGACACCGCAUCGGUAUCUGCGAACGAAAGCAGUAGAGCACCUUCUGCGUGCUCCUCACCCAGACCGCCAGCCCAAGCACCAAUUGACGAUGAUAGCAGUAAUGUAAAUGUCGAUACACUGGCACCGCCCGUUGAAGUUGAUCAACCACCAUCACCAAAGAUCGACGACAAACCAAAAUCACCCGAACUAUCGAAGCAGCAACCCGCAGCCCCUGAGCUGCCUUCUGCGAAGCAACAACAAAAGCAGCAACAAAAGAAAAAGAAACAACCCACUGCCGCGCAACCAAAGAAGGCCAGCGACAAGGUUUCUUCUAAACCUGCCACUGAAGCAACCAAAGCGCCGGUCGCAACCCAUGCACAAAGUGCAGCAGCAUCCGAGGUAUCACAACCCAAAAUAAAAGCAACUAAAGAACCACAGCCUCCGCAAGAAGCCAUGGACAUCAGUCGCAAAGCUACACCAUCGCCUGAAAAAUCACCGGUCAAUCCUGUAGCAGCCGAAGCAGAGGCCGGCAAUCUGCUUGGUCCUGUCAAUGACGACGUAGACGAAACAAAGUCGGAGAGCGUGCAGUCAGAAGACGCGACGAUAACAGAACCAAUGUUAAGCGAGCCGGUACAGCCUGCACCAGCAAACGCGUCGAUCAAAAGCGCUGUCGAUUCACCAAAAGCAACGGCAGACAACGGCGGAUGGAACAAUGCAAGCACGCCGGGCACGUUUACGCCACCUGGCAUAGCUGGAGGAUCAUCACCAUCACUCAACCUCAAUGGCAAUCGAUCUUGGAGCCCAAUGAGUCGAGAAGGAAGCGGCAACAGUUGGAACGUCAACAAGCCUCUGCUCUCAACAACAACGACAACGUCGACUGGAUGGGGUCCAGGGCUCGGCGGUGGAUGGGAUACCCCGAAAUCCAACGGUGGUGGUAGACCUGGAUGGCUUGACAAUGGAACGCCGUUAGCAGACAAUCAUUGGCUUCAACCACAGCAACAGCGGCCACCUGGAUUGGCAGCAGCAGCAGCAGCAGCAGCAGCAGCAGAACAACAACAACAGCCAAAAAUGUACCAACAGAUACCUGUACCUGACGAGGUCCGCGACUUGAGUCCGGACAAUUUGAUUGCACUCGUGCACAAUCUGCAUCAAGAGAAUGGGCAGCUUGUACACGCAAUGAAUUCAAUGCGACAAGAGAUGGCGUUAAUGACUCGACAGUACACGGACAUGAUGACGUUGUCAAGAGAGCGCGAGGAGCAAUUGACGCAAAUUUUUGAGGCACGAAGACGGACGGAUAUGGAGGAAUCACGACGACACUUUGCCGGAUUAGAAUCCAAAAUUAACAAUCUGCAGCUACAACAACAGCAGCAGCAGCAGCAUGAACAACCCUCUCUGUUAUCACCCAUCAAGACAUCGUCGGCCGCGCCAGGUGCUGGUAUCAUGGCUGGCUUUGGAAACCAGGACCUGUUUGCAGGCUACCGCGAAGAAAUGCGCUCAAACCAUCACCACAACCGAAAACUGUGGCAGAAAUCUGUCCGUGUUCGUUGCGGCAAUUGUGGUGGAACUGGCCAUUCCAGCUCGGAAUGCAAGGAUUCAUGCCGUUAUUGUGGUGCAAGCGAUCAUUUGUCCGAAGCCUGUCAGUUCAGCUAACCUGAAAAAUAACUUCUUCUCCUCCUCCUCAUCCCCUUGCCCCAACCCCCACCUUUUUGCACACACAUUUACUUAUCGCCACCAUCGCUACAACUACUAACUAUUUACCACACACACACACACACACA